GCCAACUAAAAGCGUAAUUCUGUGCGAAAAGUGGAUAAAAGUUAGUGGAUAAACGACUAUGGAGGACGCGGAAACGUUGAACUAUCUGUUCAAGGAACUGCGCUAUUUGCAAGAGAUGGAGAAAACACUGCACUCGAUGAUUGAAAAGAUCAACCAGCAGCUCAAUCAGCGAAUGGUAGAAGAACUGGAUCUUAAAUCCCGCGACGCACAGGUGACGGUGGGGGUCAAUCCGAGCAACGAUCCUGUUGAAGCCGAACCGGCCUGCUCCAGCGAUAUCAACAAACAACAGCUGGAUCUAUCGGUGAACAGUAAAAAGUGCUUCAACCUUCUUUGGGAGGAAGAGGACGACGAGGAAGACUAGCGAAUCGCACGCCAAAAAACACGCUUUGUAA
This is a messenger RNA of Anopheles aquasalis, 392 nucleotides long. RefSeq lists its product as uncharacterized. Gene Ontology annotation, biological process: transcription by RNA polymerase II; transcription initiation at RNA polymerase III promoter. NCBI's taxonomy places the organism in Eukaryota, Metazoa, Arthropoda, Insecta, Diptera, Culicidae. Gene Ontology annotation, cellular component: nucleus. The record is from RefSeq and is a predicted model, not a curated record.